Messenger RNA from Gigantopelta aegis, 1532 nucleotides. RefSeq names its product histamine H3 receptor-like. The record is from RefSeq and is a predicted model, not a curated record. Gene Ontology annotation, biological process: adenylate cyclase-activating adrenergic receptor signaling pathway. NCBI's taxonomy places the organism in Eukaryota, Metazoa, Mollusca, Gastropoda, Neomphalida, Peltospiridae. Gene Ontology annotation, cellular component: membrane. The transcript has a single exon. Gene Ontology annotation, molecular function: G protein-coupled receptor activity. The coding region runs from base 136 to 1359 and encodes 407 amino acids.
ACUCCCUGACGCCAUAUAACCGUAAAUAAAAUGUGUUGAAUGCGUCGUUAAAUAAAACAUUUCCUUCCUUCCCUGACCACGGACCUACAGUGGCUACACACUGCUAGUCAGUUUGGAAACAACGCGAUUGACGUCAUGCUAAACGCCACCGCCGAGACACACACAACGGAUUCCAAUCCCUUCGAAGAAUAUGACAACGUUUACAUCCCAACAGCAUUGCGCGUCUUUAUCGGAAUUGGCAUUUUUGUUCUGAUCAUCCUAGCAGUGGUGGGCAACCUGUUGGUCAUCCUGUCGUUCAUAAAGGACAAACAGCUUCAGACGGUGUACAACAUGUACGUCACCAGUCUAGCCGUCUGCGACUUCUUCAUCGGCAGCAUCAGCAUGCCGUUCUACGCUUACUUCACCCUCAGUGAUUGGGAGUGGGUUUUUGGAGAUACUUUCUGCGUAGUCUGGUCUGUCAAUGACUACAGUUUCUGUCUGGAGAUGAUAUUUUUAACCAUUCUCAUCAGCCUCGACCGCGCCCUGUUGGUCACAAAUGGAGCCCGAUACAUCACCAAAGAAAAGAAAUGUGUAACAGGAGUGAAGAUUGCGAUAUCGUUUGUUCUGUCGUUCGGAACGUACGGUACUUGCAUUGUGGGUUGGAAGUACUGGAGAGGCUAUUCCAUUCUUCGUGACAUGGAUUGUGACGUCGAGUUUUCCGACAGUUUUUAUUUCAAUUUAGCGAUAGCUAUGUUUGAGUUAACUCUCCCAGUUGGUGCCCUUUCCGUGUUGAACUUUAUUGUUUUUUGGCAGAUACGCAAACGAAUGAAACAGCAUGACCAUUCUAAGAUUAGAAGAGAGGAGAUUCUUCAUACACUAAAUGUGCAAGCUCUAACAGAAGGCGCGUCCUAUAGGUUUCCAGCAGAUGACAUUUCCAGGAAUGAUGCACCAGCAACACGACAUGACGUAACAACGACACAAUAUGACGCACCAACGACACGAUAUGACGUAUCAACAACACAACGCGACGCAACAACGGCACGAAAUGACGCAUCAACGACAACUCAUCUGUAUGACGUCCAGAGGUCUGCCAGACGUGACACAAAAGCUGCAAAGAGUUUAGCAGUCCUAGUGAUCGCGUUCUUAGUUAUGUGGGGACCAUACACUGUCACCCAGGUUGUACAGAACGUCUGUGAUGACUGUGUGAACAGCUAUCUUAAUGAGUUUUUCGUGUGGCUUCUAUGGGCAAAAUCGGCCGUCAACCCAUUCCUUUACGCACUGCAAAACGACCGAUUUAAAGCUAAUAUAUUUAGCUUUCUUCGUUGUAAAAGAUUCUUCAUCAAGACAAAUAACAGAGUUGCAAACCAUGAUCGGACGUGAGCCGUCAGGAAAUGAAAUUAAUGCUGUUGCUGUUAUUGUUAAUGUUGAUUUUAAUGACUAGGCUCCCAAAUGCAAUGGUUUCAUAUAUAAAAAAAAAAAAAAAAAAAAAAAAAGAGCAGAAAAAAGAUUUAAAUUAAACAAAAUUAAUAAUAAUAAUAAUUAAGGGGUCGGGG